ACCAUGGCUCUGUUCUAUUUACAGGAGUCUGUCAUAGAAACGCCACUUUUAAAGUUACAAACGUCACAAAAAAAUUGUUUCGGUGAAAGUUUACUAUAAUUUAAUUAAAAUGUGAUGUGCGUUAUUUGGAUUUCAGUACUUUCCACGGGCAGCUCGAAUUUCCUGCAGUUAUUGACCGCUUGAUUAUGUUCACCUCAAUGAUAAAGCUUGUGGGCAAAGCCUCAAGGCUUUACGUUGCACGGGCUGUGGCUAGCGUGUCAGCGACAAUCAACAAGCAACUGGACCCUCAAGAUGAAGCCAUGGGAAAAGAGCAGUGUUUCCUCGUGGACGAUAACGAUAUUGUAACAGGUCAGGCCAGUAAAAGAGACUGCCACUUGGUGCAAGAGGAUGGAAACAUCCCUCUGCAUCGGGCAUUUAGUGUGUUUUUGUUCAAUCAAAAAGGCGACUUGUUGCUGCAGAAGCGAUCAUCGGAAAAGAUUACUUAUCCUGACCACUAUACAAACUCGUGCUGCAGCCAUCCGCUAACCAAUUUUCCUGGUGAGGAAGAAGAAGCAAACGCUUUGGGGGUCAGGAAAGCCGCCCAAAGGCGCCUGAACUACGAGUUGGGCAUUUCUCUAGACAGCAUUCCCAUUGACAGUAUUAAUUACAUUACCAGGGUGCACUAUAAAGACCAAGGGAACGGCAAAUAUGGCGAGCAUGAGAUCGACUAUGUUCUAUUCAUUCAAAGGGACGUCAAGUUGAACCCCAACCCAAGCGAAGUAUCGGAAAUCAGCUUCGUUCCUCGGACAGAGUUUGACGAUUUUAUUCCGACUCUAACUGGCCAGUGGACGCCGUGGUUUUCACUGAUUUUGAAGCAUCGGCUCAAGUUCUGGUGGGACCAUUUGGAUCGGCUGGACGAGAUCAAAGACCACAAGAAGAUUCUACGCUUUGGCAGCGAAAAGUGAAACAGUACCAGUAGGGCACUGAUUGCGCAAUUCUUCACUGCUAGUCAUCUAUGUUUAAGAACUAUUUUACUUGUAUUUGUUCAAGGUUAAUUUCAACGGGUUUUUAUUGCAACAAGAACAUUUCUUUAUUAA
Messenger RNA from Dendroctonus ponderosae (mountain pine beetle), 1076 nucleotides. RefSeq names its product isopentenyl-diphosphate Delta-isomerase 1 (gene Idi). The transcript is spliced from 4 exons. Gene Ontology annotation, cellular component: cytoplasm. NCBI's taxonomy places the organism in Eukaryota, Metazoa, Arthropoda, Insecta, Coleoptera, Curculionidae. Gene Ontology annotation, molecular function: isopentenyl-diphosphate delta-isomerase activity. Gene Ontology annotation, biological process: isopentenyl diphosphate biosynthetic process; isoprenoid biosynthetic process. Bases 186 to 944 code for a protein of 252 amino acids. The record is from RefSeq and is a predicted model, not a curated record.